Molecule: messenger RNA, 2415 nt
Organism: Propithecus coquereli (Coquerel's sifaka)
Lineage: Eukaryota; Metazoa; Chordata; Mammalia; Primates; Indriidae
Gene: ZNF770
Product: zinc finger protein 770
Exons: 2
Coding region: 120-2225 (701 amino acids)
Source: RefSeq, a predicted model, not a curated record
CUGGUUGCCUUCGCGGCGCCUGGGCCCUGAGAUGUGCGGUUCCCGGGCCCUUUCCAGCUCCAGACAUCUGUGGAAUUUAAGAACACUAUGGAGCUCAUCAGAGUGUAUCACUGAAGAAUAUGAUGGCUGAAAACAAUUUUGAAGUGCAAAAGAUUCAACAGCGUGUAGUAGCCAACAAACAACCUAGAAACAGGCCAUAUAUUUGCAAUAUUUGCUUCAAGCACUUUGAAACACCAUCAAAAUUAGCUAGGCAUUAUCUCAUUCAUACUGGUCAAAAGCCAUUUGAGUGUGACGUGUGUCAUAAAACCUUUAGACAACUAGUUCAUCUGGAGAGACAUCAACUAACUCACAACAUGCCUUUUAAAUGUAGUAUUUGUCAGCGCCACUUUAAAAAUUUAAAGACAUUUGUGAAGCACCAACAACUUCACAAUGAAACCUAUCAGAAUGAUGUUAAACAGGUCCGAAGAUUGUUGGAGGCCAAGCAAGAAAAGCCAGCGUAUGGAGUGUAUAAUACUUUCACCACAGAGGAGAGAUGGGCAUUACACCCCUGCUCUAAGUCUGAUCCCACAUAUAGUACCACGAAGAGAAGAAAGAAUGUUCAUGCAUGUACAAUCUGUGGCAAGAUGUUUCCAUCACAAUCAAAACUUGAUAGGCAUGUUCUCACUCAUACUGGUCAGAGGCCUUUUAAAUGUGUCCUGUGUAGUAAAUCUUUCCGACAGUCAACUCAUUUAAAAAUCCACCAACUCACACAUUCAGAAGAAAGACCUUUUCAAUGUUGUUUUUGUCAAAAAGGAUUUAAGAUUCAAAGCAAACUUCUGAAGCAUAAACAAAUCCAUACGAGGAGUAAGACUUUUCAGACUCUUUCAUUAAAAGUGAAGAGUCCAGAGUCAUGCCCCCUGCCUAAUAAAUUAAAUGCAAAUCAAGAUGGUUUUGAAAAUGGUGAUAUGGAUGAAUCUGAAGAGAAUAAUCCACUUGAUGUCCACUCUAUUUAUAUUGUACCUUUUCAGUGUCCAGAGUGUGAAGAGUGUUUUGAAUCAGAGCAGAUUCUCAAUGAGCACAAGUGUUUUCCUGCCAGAGGUGGCAAAAUUCCAAACAGGCUCAAAAGAAGCUACAACUAUAAAACCAUUGUUAAAAAAAUCCUGGCGAAGCUUAAACGUGCUGGGGGUAAAAAAUUAGAUAACUUUCAAUCUGAGAAAAAAGUAUUUAAAAGCAGUUUUUUGAAAAAUCGUGAUCAUCUUUCUGGUGAGCAGAACUCCGAACAAACCCAGAGGACAUUUAUGGGUUCUCUUGGCAAAAAUGGAACAUACAAGACAGUUGGCAAUAAAAAGAAGAAAACACUGACUUUACCAUUUUCUUGGCAAAAGCAAUUCCAGAGCCAAAAUAUGGGAAAAAAUUUAAAAGGUAUCCUUACAACAGAAAACCUAAUAACCAUGGAUAAUUCAGUGAAUAAUAAAGACUUGGCAAUCUAUGGUUCACCAGGUGAGGAAUUCUUUAGUAACUGUGAGGUACUUCAGUGUGGGUUAUCAGUUCCAAGUGAAAACAUACAUACUGGACAUAAGAUGUGUCCUUGUGACAAAUGUGAGAAAGUAUUUCCUUCUGUCUCCAAACUACAAAGACACUAUUUAAUUCAUACUGGACAAAGGCCUUUUGGCUGUAAUGUUUGUGGGAAAUCUUUUAGACAGGCAGCUCACUUAAAAAGACAUACACAAACUCAUAUUGAAAAGAAUCCUUAUAGAUCUCUUUACCCAGCAGAAUUUGGAAAUUUGAACAAACUUUUCAUUCAUUCAGGUGACAAUGUUAACUGUAAUGCUUCCCAACAAUGUCAGGCCCUUGGUUUUCAAAAACAUGAGGUCUCAGAGUCAGAUCAAAUAUCAGAAAUAGACAGUAAGGCAGAAUCAAAGGAUUUAGUUCUUGGUACCCACUGUAGGCAGCCCCAUCUUUCUAAUACACUUUUGGAAUCAGAGCAGGGCCAUCAUUAUUACAGUUAUGCAGGCCAUCAGGAGAGAAAUGAGCAUGGCCUGCUUUACUAUUGCAGUGUUUGUUCUAAAAGUUUCCGAUCUCCAUCUAAACUGGAAAGACACUACCUAAUUCAUGCAGGGCAGAAACCAUUUGAAUGUUCAGUUUGUGGCAAAACAUUCAGGCAGGCUCCCCACUGGAAGAGACAUCAACUUACUCACUUUAAAGAACGACCACAAAAGAAAGUGGUUUUAGAUUCAGUUGAGUAACUGAAACAACCGCUAAUAAUGUGUGGUCUCUGAUCUUAAAGCCUGUAUUAUUUAAAAUAAUUUUUAUCAAAAGGCCUGCAUUAGAUUGAUUUCAUAGGCAGUUGCUUGUCCUGCGUAGUAAGGAGGUAAAAUACAUAGAAGAUUAAUAUGUUUUAGGAACAGCCAAAUUAAUUUUUAGAAGGAAGAGCAU